Molecule: messenger RNA, 5580 nt
Organism: Triplophysa dalaica
Lineage: Eukaryota; Metazoa; Chordata; Actinopteri; Cypriniformes; Nemacheilidae
Product: BMP-2-inducible protein kinase-like
Exons: 16
Coding region: 875-4180 (1101 amino acids)
Biological process (GO): protein phosphorylation
Molecular function (GO): protein kinase activity; ATP binding
Source: RefSeq, a predicted model, not a curated record
CGUCCACGCGACGCAUCCUGUUCACACCAAUCCUGACAAUGGGAAGGAAUCGGACAAAACAAGUUCGGUUGUCAAACGGGCGGAUUGGGUAAAAACAAACCUCCCACUCGAUCUACGGCGAGUCACGAGAGUUCGAACUUUAUCAGUGUGACUGGGGAGUUCCAGAGCACGAGGAAGAGCUCUGCCACUCAGAAAACAACAAAUAAUCGAAACCGCUUAUUUUUUAUCGAUAUAUUAUUAUGAUACGCGGUGCCUUCUCCAAGCAGACAGAGAAAGACAGUUAGCUAGCGAGCUGGCUAAGCAAACUAUCCUUAGGGGAAGUGGCGGCAGUCAUCGUUGCAGGAGUUUCGCUAUCUGGCUCGACUGCUAGCGUAGCCUACUCCGCCUUACACACCCACUUUUCGUCUGUUUGGUGUUUACACAGGUUUCGAAUGACCUGGACUUAAACCAGCUUCGGCUUUUUGUUGAACACAAAAGAAUGGUUUGGCUAUAUAGAGCAUUUCACUGAUGUUAGCAAGCUAGCGAGACGUAUGGUGUACAAAGCUUAUCGUUAGCCAGACCAAACUGGAGUCGGCCUGACAAUACAGCGGCGUGGACUGUGGAAGUCGUGCUUUUGUCAUUUAUUAACCGCAGAACGCUAGUCUGACGCUCGUUAGCGUCUAUGCAGUUGCUUCACUGGGCUUUGAGGGGUAUAGGAAGCGUUCCGCCUUUCUGAGUCCCUCUGGCUCUGAAGUGCCGGGCGCAUCUCAGGAGGACCGGACUCCCAGCAUGCUGGACUAAAAAGCGGUGAUGAGCAGAUUGGAGUUUUAGUCGCUUACGGUUGUUUUGGACUCUCCGUUGUCCAAUUGGGGAAGGCAGGAACACACGGGCGAGAAUGAAGAAGUUUGCACGUAUGCCAAAGUCGGAGAGCGGAGGUCUCGGGGGUGGGUCUGGAUCUGGUACUGGGAGCAGCAACGUUGGAAAGGUGUUUGCCGUCGGUCGGUACCAGGUCACCGUGGAAGAGCUGGUCGCUGAAGGAGGUUUUUCUAUGGUGUUUCUGGCCCGCACACACAGUGGCGUAAGAUGUGCCCUGAAAAGGAUGUAUGUGAACAAUGUCCACGAUCUGAACAUCUUCAAGCGGGAAAUCACAAUUAUGAAAGAAUUGUCUGGCCAUAAAAACAUAGUGCGGUAUCUGGACUCGACCACAAAUGCUGUUGGAGACAGUGUAUGGGAGGUUCUGAUUCUCAUGGAGUACUGCAAGGCUGGUCAGGUGGUGAAGCAGAUGAACCAGCGGCUGCAUGUUGGAUUCACAGAGGCAGAAGUGCUCAGUGUAUUCUGUGACGCCUGCGAAGCGGUUGCCAGACUCCACCAGUGCAAAACUCCAAUCAUCCACAGGGACCUAAAGGUAGAAAACAUCCUCCUGAAUGACCAGGGACACUACGUCUUGUGUGACUUUGGCAGUGCCACACAUAAAGUGCUGCUUCCACAUAAAGAUGGAAUAACUGCAGUGGAGGACGAGAUCAAGAAGUACACGACUCUUUCAUAUCGUGCCCCAGAAAUGAUUAACCUGUACCAAGGGAAAGCCAUCACCACAAAGGCUGAUAUCUGGGCACUUGGAUGCUUGUUGUACAAGCUGUGUUUCUUCACACUUCCAUUUGGGGAGAGUCAAGUUGCCAUAUGUGACGGCACCUUCGCUGUUCCGGAUGGUUCAAAAUUCUCCACCAAGUUGCACUGUUUAAUCCGAUACAUGUUGGAGCCCGAUCAAGAAAAGAGACCUGACAUCUAUCAAGUGUCUUACUUUGCCUUCCGGUUAGCCGGAAAGGAGUGUCCAGUGCCAAAUCUUUUUAACUCCCCCAUUCCAACCUCAUUGCCAGUGUCCCUUACUGCUAGUGAUAUUGCUGCUAAGAAGAGCCAGACAAAAGCAAGAAUAACGGAUUCAGUUGGACCAACAGAAACAUCAAUCGCACCCAGGCAAAGACCAAAAGCUGCAAACAAUGUUCUGCCUUUGGCCAGCACUGUAACUCCUGUGAAGAUGACUGUACCCUCAGGUACGGUUAGCAACGGCCAGAAAGCUCCUGGAAAUGAGCAGCUGCCGGCUGCGCAAAUGCCGAGCAGCAGUCAACAGAACAGAGUGUUACAGCAACUGCAGCCUGGAGACCUCCGACUACAACAAUUACAUCAUCAACAACAACAGCAGCAGCACAACAUGCACCACCAUCAACAACAAAUCGCCGCACAUCAACUACAGUACAUGCAACAGUAUCAGCAGGCCGUGCAGCAGCAACAGCAUCAGCAUAUGCUUCAGCAGCAGAUGAUGAUGAUGCAUCAGCAGCCCAUAUAUCAAACCCAGCAGCAACAGCAGGCUCACUACACCGCUCUGAUGCAGCAGUACCAGCAGGCCUUUUCCCAGCAUCAGUGUGCACAAGUUCAGCAGGGUCACUAUAUCUCCCCUCUGGAGUUCCAAGGCCCAAUGGGCUCCUAUACCCCUGUUGGACCUUCCCCAGUAGAAACUCCGUUUGCUAACAUCAGCCGAACCCCAGUGUCCACCGCUGAGGUCCUGUGUCCACCCCCCCAGACUGUCAGCAACCCUCCUGAUAUGUCUAGCUGGAACCCAUUUGGAGAAGACAACUUCUCUAAACUUACAGAGGAGGAGCUAAUCGAUCGAGAGUUUGACCUUCUCAGAGCAAAAAAGCCGGUAGAGAGAUCUGUCAGCAUGGAGUCCAGCAAUAUAGACAGACAGCAGCCGGUACUGCAGCCCUCACUGCAUGAGGAUCCUUUUGGCUCUGUGCCCUUCCUGGCCAACGCAGGAGCUGGUGUGCAAACAGCGGAGUGUCCAAUUGAGAAGGUCAGUGUUGCUACGGCUGGACCACCGGCUACACAAGAUGUCACCCUGUCAUCUGUCAAGGACCCUACCAAACCUGCAAAAAAAUGUAGCUCCACUAGUGCACUGUCCAAGAAAGCUGGCGAGGAGUCUGACAGUGAUUUCGAGUCUGACCCGCCCUCUCCCAAAAGCAGUGAAGAAGAGGAGGUGGAAGAGGAAGUGGAAGAGGAGGAAGGUCUUAACAGCGAACAUGAAGACACCGAGCCUGAAAACCUGGGUCAGAGGCCAUUACUUAUGGACUCUGAGGAAGAGAUAGAAGAAGAGGACAAACCAAGCUCCGAUUCAGACUGUGACUGUAGCAUAGCCGAACCUAAGUCAAGAAGACCGCUUGACCAACCUUCUCCAACUGUGAAAGCUGAAUCCAGAACCAGAGCGAUCACUCCACCAGAUUCACCAAGUGUCACCAUGUCUGCUGCAAGCCUUGUGGAUGUGUUUGGUGCCAUUCCUUUUGUUGGCAGCGGUCAGCCCCGAGUGUCACCAGAGAGCAUCGAUAUUUUUGCCAAAGCCCCUUUCAGGCAGGCGAGCCAGGAUAAUGCUGUGGACGAGAUUGAUGUGUUCACCAAAGCUCCUUUCAACAGAAACCUCUCCAAGUCCAGCAAGAGUGGCGACGGCCACAGUGGCCAGACAACACCCGUUUCCCUCGACACUGUGGAUGUAUUUGGCUUUUCCCCAUUCCAGCCCAGCCACGUCACACCCACCUCCAAUAACCAGGAGGAUAUUUUCGGCCCAACCUCUUUUGACGAAGCAAGCCCCCAGCAACUGCGACAGAAGCAGCGCAGCCUUCAGAAACUCUCCUUGCGUCAAAGACGAACCAAGCAGGAGGCAGGUGGCAUCAAUGGGAAGCGCCACCACGGCACACCCACCGGUGGCAGAAAAAGCAACAAACCCAGCUUCCGCACCCCUGAACGGGCACGAAGGCACAAGAAGUCGGGCAGAAGGGACUCGCAGAGCAGCAAUGAGUUCCUCAGUGCCUCCGACUCAAAAGAGAACAUCAGUAUUUCCCUGGGAGAGGUGAUGGAAAAAGGAGCUGCGCUCCCCCCGGAGGAGGCCUUGCUGGACCCAUUUGACGACAAGCCUUUUCAUUCACAAGAUGGCAGGCGACACGGUCAGCACCAGAGCUUGGGAGACAACAAAAGUGAGAUGAAUUUAUCCAACAGCAGGCCAAGAACAAGCUCACUACAUGGUGUUUUUGAUGGAAAUAAGAUUGAUGACUUUGGCGCCGUACCUUUCACAGAAGUGGUGGUCCCGGAUGGAGCUCCACAAACACCACAAAUGGAUCUCGACCCUUUUGGAGCCGCACCUUUCCCUUCAAAGCAGUGAAUGUCUUCCAGCACAUGUUCAGACACACACACACUGCCACAUUAUGCAAAGUCCAAGCAGCCUUUUAAAUGUACUUAAUGGACGGCAGCUUUGUGCUGUGCAGCCAAUUGGGACAAAGUCCUUUAAAUUAGAUAACAUCCACCUUUUGUAGUUUUCUAAGUAUUUUAAUACAUAAUUGGACAGCUAUAACAAUGUUUUAUUAUGUGACUUAAACCUGUGGUGUGUGGAUGUUCUUGAAUAGGCUUUUCAAAACAUACUCUUUAGCCUUCGCUCGUUAGAAAGCCUUCUAUGCUGCAUAAGCGCUCUUUGCUCAGUAAAAACGUAGAGCAUUGUGAUUAAGUUUGUACUCCAUUGACCACUGAGUUGGUAAACCUACUCGUUUGGAUAUACCAACAUUAGUUAAACACCAUGAAGCCUUAUAUGGGUAAUGCCCCGCCCUGCUUUACAGUACCUCGAAUACAUAAUGGAUGUUGUAGCCCAUUUGUGUCGAGUGAAGGUCUUCUCCAUUUAAAAGUCAUUGACAUAUUGAUCAUUUGAUGCAUAUUUUUACAUUUUUAAGUGCAUUCAAUGUUUUCAUUCUUUUUUAUUAUAACAGUGUUCUUCCUAUACGCAUACAUGACAAUGGACGCAUAUUUUCCUUUCCAAAAUUAAGACCACACUGGAGAGGGGUCACCUUAUUGUUGGUUCUGAUGAUGCGUUUGAAUAUGAAACAAUAAUAAUAACUCUAAUUGUAGUUAUUAUUCCUUAAAAGGCACAGGGACAUUAUUGGUAAUGUCAGUAUCAAUAAUGAAGAUAACCUAGAAUUAAGAACAAGGAAUUUAUACAUACCCUUAGUUAAUAUGUAUAUAUAUAAAGGGAUAGUUCAUCCAAAAAUGAACGUUCUGUUUUCAUUUACUAACUCUCCAUUUGUUUCAAACCUGUAUACAUUUCUUUGUCCUGCUGAACACACAUUUGGAAGAAUGUUUGUAGUUCUGGGUCACUAUUGACUAUCAUAGUAAAAUAGCUGUAGUGAGAAAACUACAAUGGUAGUCAGUAGUAAAAGUACUUGUUUUUACACAUUCCUCAGAAUAUAGUUUGUGUUAAACAGCACAAAGAAAUGUAUAAAUGUGGGUGAAUGACGACAGACUUUUCAUUUUUGGCUAAAAUGUCACUUUAAGACAAACGUUUAAAGACACUAAAGGGUAUCACACAUAAAAGGUGUCACAUCUGAAUAGGAAUUAUGAAAAGGGCCAUUUGGAAGAAACAUUAAGGCUAUGGCUUACAUGACAUUCAAGACCAAAAAUCAUUUUUCAUGUUUUUCUGUUUUUAGAGAGUAAAGUUCCUUUUACAUUUCUUUAAUAUAUAGUACUGCACUCUCUAACAAUGCAAUAUGAAAUAUUUUUUUUUAUUUAGUGAUCAGU